AUAGAUCCUAGUCUAAUUAUAUUUUUAGAAUAAUUAACACUCAGAUGUUACUUGAACUCUAGCCUCAAAUACCAAGAUCCACACAUACAAAACAGGUGCAGCUACUAAAAGAUAGAAAGGGAAAGAGGGGAAAAUUCUCUCCUAAAUGGAAUUGGGUUAAAAAAACAAACAAACAAAUGACUGACCACUUAGUGUCAUUUAGAAUAGGAUAGCUCCAAAAAGGACCUAAUCAAUCAAACUUAAGUUUCCUAUCAUGCUGGAUGCUGCACAAAUGCUAUAAUAGAUAUGAUCCCUGCACCAAAGAGCUUAUCCUCUGCUCUUGCUUUUUAGGUUGGCUGCCUCUCUACUUUGCGAGCCUAGGGCUAUGUUACAUCUUGAUCUUCAGUAGCAUGUUUUUCUUUCACUGGAAGAAAGUCGUCCAGCGGGAGCAACGUGCAAAAGCGUGGGUUGAGCUGAUGAGGAGCGAAACAUUCUUCCCCAAUGCAGUAGUUCACUGGGCUAACAAGAGAGCUCAUUAUGGGAUUAAAGCAGAGGUAUGCACUCCAGAGUCCAGUGCUAGCCCAAAGCAAAAUGGCAAAAGCUUUGACAGAGAGACCACUACAGGCAGGGAUGGAGCUUUCUUCCCUUCCCUCACAGGUAUGGGUUCAUACAAACUGGUGUUUCAGGAACUGCCAUGGGCUUGUUCACUCUCCAGCCUGCCACCGCUGCUCCAUCAUUCAACCUCUUAUCCUUUUUCAGCCAUUCCAUCAAGGACUGUACCAUUCAGCUCUCUUCCUGACUUUGUUACAUUAGGAAAUGUGAGAUGCCACCUCAGUAAUGGCAACUCUGCUUGUGAGAUAUAACUCAUGACAGACCCACAGUGGACUGCAUCAUUUGGGAUGGAAACCAAAAUAAAAACAUAAAACUUUUAAAAGUCAAAUAAAACAAGCUAUUGUCACCAGAAUACUUUCAAAAGGCACCUUAAAUGGGUUUUCUUUGUUAUCCGUAGGAGCUGCAGUAGAGUUACUUCCCCCUUUGAGGGAAUUAAACCUGAACUCCUCCAAUUUCAACUUCUAUAUGUACAUCUCCAGUUAGGAUUU
Gopherus flavomarginatus (Mexican gopher tortoise) is the source of this 1079-nucleotide messenger RNA. RefSeq names its product testis expressed 38 (gene TEX38). The record is from RefSeq and is a predicted model, not a curated record. Lineage: Eukaryota; Metazoa; Chordata; Testudines; Testudinidae. The coding region runs from base 261 to 842 and encodes 193 amino acids. The transcript has a single exon.